Messenger RNA from Aspergillus wentii DTO 134E9, 521 nucleotides. Its product is annotated as cytochrome c oxidase subunit VIb. The transcript has 5 exons. Gene Ontology annotation, cellular component: respiratory chain complex IV; mitochondrion. The record is from RefSeq and is a predicted model, not a curated record. Bases 59 to 337 code for a protein of 92 amino acids. NCBI's taxonomy places the organism in Eukaryota, Fungi, Ascomycota, Eurotiomycetes, Eurotiales, Aspergillaceae.
CACCCCGCGUUUCCCUCCAGACUUCUUUUCAAAGGCUUUAUUGUUCUAUUCAGCCAAAAUGGGUGCCAUUCCUGAAGCCGACCCCGAUGAGCCUAUGGAGACCAAGCCCUUCAAGUUCGUGACAGGUUAUGACGCCCGUUUCCCCCAGCAGAACCAGACCAAGCACUGCUGGCAGAACUACGUCGACUACCACAAGUGUGCCACCGCCAAGGGUGAGGACUUCCGUCCCUGCCACCAGUUCUACUACGCUUUCCGCUCCCUUUGCCCCAAGGCCUGGACUGACAGAUGGGACGGUCAACGCGAGGCCGGCAACUUCCCUGUUCACUUGGACCGGUAGAUGCUUCAAUUUCUAUUGUUGAUUGACUUUCAAGUUUUACUGUGACAACUCAACAUGUACUCUACCUGAUCAAGCGGGAAUACAACCCCAUUCAUCUUGAUUUCUUUUUUGGGGAGGCCAAGGGUGUGGGUGUAUAUAGACUCGCCGUAUUUCCAAAACAAUUGAGCACGCGAUUUGAUUCUGU